GCCAACACUCCGUUGCCCUUGCACUUUGCGCUCUCUCCUUAGCAUUUCUCCAAUUCCGCCUUUAUUUCCUACACUGCAAUUACAGUUUAAAAUGGACAACCCUGAUUCAGACGCACCACAGGCGCAUUCGACGGCGGUGCAGCACGGGCAGGGCAGUACGUUUGAGCCGGCACGCACGCGGUCACGCGCGCAGUCGUUUGUCAGCGAGCACCUCUUUGUCGAAGACACCGUGGAGCCGACCGGCACCAUCGCCUCGUCGGCAGUGAACCUGGCCAACACAAUCCUGGGCUCAGGCAUGCUGAGCAUGCCCAAUGCGAUGGCCGCACUCGGGCUCGUCUUUGGGUCGGCAGUCAUCGUAUUCUCGGGCUUCAUGUCUGGGCUUGGCCUGUACCUACUGUCGCGGUGCGCCCGGCGGACACAGGGCCGCGACUCGUCGUUCUUUGCCGUGUCAAAACUGACGUACCCGAACGCCGCCGUGUUCUUCGACGCUGCUAUUGCCAUCAAGUGCUUUGGCGUGUCGAUUUCGUACCUGAUCAUCUUUGGCGACCUGAUGCCUGAGAUCGUUGAGGCACUGGGCUUUGAAUCAUUCUGGCUGCUGUCUCGCAACUUUUGGAUCACAUUCGCCAUUCUGGCACUGAUGCCACUGGCGUUCCAACGCCGUCUGGAUGCGCUAAAGUACACUAGUUUUACGGCGUUGCUGGCGGUCGUGUACCUGUUUGUUGUUGUCGCGCUGUAUUAUUUUACGCCGACGCGCGAGCCUCUGCCCAAAGGCGAUGUUGUCUGGUUCAAGUUCUCCAGCUCGUUCUUCACGCACCUGCCUGUGUUUGUAUUCGCCUUUACCUGCCACCAAAACAUCUUUAGCGUGUACAACGAGCUGCGCGACAACUCGUCCAAGCAGGUCAACGGAACCAUUGCAGUCAGCGUUGGCAGCGCGUGCGGAGUGUACCAGUGGAUCGCGAUCCUCGGGUACCUGACAUUUGGCAGCAAGGUUGCCCCGAACCUACUAACCAUGUACAACAGCAACCUGGUCAUUACUCUGUGUCGACUGUCGAUUGCGAUCCUGGUGCUGUUCUCAUAUCCGCUGCAAUGCCACCCGGCACGCAACUGCCUAGACAAGGUCACGACGGCAAUAUACAACGCAUGGAAGAAGGAGCCCGAGUUCGAGGCAAUCAACGAUGCUCCCGACGACGAGGAGAGUGAUAUAAUGGCUGACGAUACAGCAACGUCGGCACCGGUCGUUCAUUUCAUGUCGCCAAUCAAGCAUGUCUCGAUCACGAUGGCACUGAUGAUCCUGUCGUAUGUUGUGGCCAUAUCGGUAACCAGCCUGGAUCUGGUGCUGUCGUUUGUGGGCUCGACGGGCUCUACCACCAUUUCAUUCAUUCUCCCCGGCGUCUUCUACUACAAGAUGCACCAGCACUCACGUUGGCGACUGAUGAAGGUGCUCUCUGUAUUUAUAACCAUUUAUGGCGUCUUUGUACUUGUGUUCUGUCUGGGUGCCAAUAUUGCACGCGUCAUCAGCGGCGAUAUCUAACUCAUCUCCGCUAUCUUUUCAUAUGGAGUAGAUGCAAUAGAACCACCGUAUCCACAAGAACAUGAACAGCACAGUAUAGCUGAUCCACAAUAUAGCAUUGGCGCUGAUCAGCAUGUAGCGCUUUUCACACCGCGAGAAAUAGCCACGCCAAUAUCUGAAGAACCAAGUGCCCAAAGCUGCUGGCUGAACCUGGCAGAACAUCCUUGAAACUACAUUCUCAAAAUGCUCACUCACUAACAUCAUCUGCUCAGCCAAGUCCACAUGUAUGUGUUUUGGUAAUGAUGGAUUUUUUCGCAUCAGUCAC
This is a messenger RNA of Linderina pennispora, 1835 nucleotides long. RefSeq lists its product as uncharacterized. The coding region runs from base 92 to 1531 and encodes 479 amino acids. The record is from RefSeq and is a predicted model, not a curated record. The transcript has a single exon. NCBI's taxonomy places the organism in Eukaryota, Fungi, Kickxellomycota, Kickxellomycetes, Kickxellales, Kickxellaceae. Gene Ontology annotation, biological process: amino acid transmembrane transport. Gene Ontology annotation, molecular function: L-arginine transmembrane transporter activity; L-histidine transmembrane transporter activity; L-glutamate transmembrane transporter activity. Gene Ontology annotation, cellular component: fungal-type vacuole membrane.